Molecule: messenger RNA, 446 nt
Organism: Physeter macrocephalus (sperm whale)
Lineage: Eukaryota; Metazoa; Chordata; Mammalia; Artiodactyla; Physeteridae
Product: EKC/KEOPS complex subunit TP53RK-like
Exons: 1
Biological process (GO): protein phosphorylation
Cellular component (GO): EKC/KEOPS complex; nucleus; cytosol
Molecular function (GO): protein serine/threonine kinase activity
Source: RefSeq, a predicted model, not a curated record
CACUAGGCGGAAGUGUCGGCGUUCGAGUGGCCGAAGAGCUCCGAGGAUUUUCGGAGCUAGCCGAAGCAGCACAGACAGUUUCCGGAGAGGGCCGAGGGUCUCCGAGCGGCUAUGCGGAGGCGCAAACAUGGCGGAGGCAGGUGCCGCUGCGAGUGAGCUGAACGAGGGGCUGGCGCCUGCGGCCGAAGCACUGGUAGCGGCCCGGGAGCGGAGCAGACGCUUCUUAAGCGGCCUAGAGCUGGUGAAGCAGGGCGCCGAGGCGCGCGUGUUCCGCGGCCGCUUCCAGGGCCGCGCGGCCGUGGUGAAGUACCGCUUCCCUAAGGGCUACCGACACCCGGCGCUGGAGGCGCGGCUCGGCCGGCGACGGACAGUGCAGGAGGCCCGGGCGCUGCUCCGCUGCCGCCGCGCAGGUGAGACGGCCCGGCUUGGGGCCGUGGGGGACUCGG